This is a messenger RNA of Penicillium robsamsonii, 960 nucleotides long. Its product is annotated as aminotransferase class IV. Gene Ontology annotation, molecular function: catalytic activity. NCBI's taxonomy places the organism in Eukaryota, Fungi, Ascomycota, Eurotiomycetes, Eurotiales, Aspergillaceae. The coding region runs from base 1 to 960 and encodes 319 amino acids. The record is from RefSeq and is a predicted model, not a curated record. The transcript has a single exon. Gene Ontology annotation, biological process: carboxylic acid metabolic process.
AUGGCUACCAUGGAGAAGAUCUUCGCCGCCUACCAGGAGCGUCAAACCGCUCUUGCGGCCAACACCCACCCCUUCGCCAAGGGUGUCGCUUGGGUUGAGGGCGAACUUACUCCCCUCCACGAGGCCCGCAUCCCCAUCCUCGACCAAGGCUUCAUGCACAGCGACUUGACAUACGAUGUUCCCUCCGUCUGGGAUGGACGUUUCUUCCGUCUCGAUGACCACAUCGCCCGUCUGGACGCCAGCUGCACUAAGAUCCGCAUGCAGCUCCCCCUCCCUCGCGAGGAGAUCAAGAAGAUCCUGGUUGACAUGGUCGCACAGAGUGGCAUCCGUGACGCCUUCGUCGAGAUCAUCGUCACCCGUGGCCUGAAGGGUGUCCGUGGUGCUCGCCCCGGUGAUAUCGUCAACCGCAUCUAUAUGUUCAUUCAGCCCUAUGUCUGGUGCAUGGAGCCCGAGGUUCAGCCCACCGGUGGCAGUGCCAUUAUCGCACGCACUGUCCGUCGCGUUCCUCCUGGCUGUAUCGACCCCACUGUCAAGAACCUCCAAUGGGGUGAUCUUGUUCGCGGUCUUUUCGAGGCUUCGGAUCGUGGCGCCGAAUACCCCUUCCUUACCGAUGGUGAUACCAACCUCACUGAGGGUUCCGGAUUCAACAUCGUUCUGAUCAAGGACAAUGUUCUGUACACUCCCGCUCGUGGUGUGCUUGAGGGUGUUACCCGCAAGAGUGUGAUUGAUGUUGCUCGCGCCAGCGGCCUUGAGAUUAAGGUUGAGUUGGUUCCUGUGCAGAAGGCUUAUGAUGCGGAUGAGAUCUUCAUGUGUACCACUGCUGGUGGUAUCAUGCCCAUUACCACCCUUGAUGGAAACCCCGUGAAGGAUGGAAAGGUUGGACCUGUUACCAAGAAGAUCUGGGAUGGAUACUGGGCUAUCCACUAUGAUGAUGCCUACAGCUUCGCGAUUACCUACUAG